Daphnia magna is the source of this 1041-nucleotide messenger RNA. RefSeq names its product 40S ribosomal protein S2. Gene Ontology annotation, biological process: translation. The record is from RefSeq and is a predicted model, not a curated record. Gene Ontology annotation, molecular function: RNA binding; structural constituent of ribosome. NCBI's taxonomy places the organism in Eukaryota, Metazoa, Arthropoda, Branchiopoda, Diplostraca, Daphniidae. Gene Ontology annotation, cellular component: cytosolic small ribosomal subunit; ribosome.
GGCGCCGCUAGAGGCGCGCUCUGAAAAAGGUUUGACAGGAAUUGUUUCUCCGCCUUCUUUGCCUACCGCGCCUCUUUCGGCGGAAACUGUUACUUUAGAACUUCCAAUGCACUCUUAGCCAUUUUACAUUGAAAACCACAGCAAUGGCGGAUGCAGCUCCUGCCGGUGGUCGUGGACGCGGAGGUUUCGGUGAUCGUGGACGUGGUGGACGUGGAGGACGAGGAGGUCGCGGACGUGGACGUGGUGGUCCAGGCCGUGGUCGUGGACGUGGGAAGGAAGGAGAGAAGGAGUGGGUGCCCGUGACUAAGCUUGGCCGUUUGGUCCGUGAUGGCAAAAUUCGUACUCUAGAAGAAAUUUAUCUCUUCUCGCUUCCUAUCAAGGAAUUUGAAAUCAUCGAUUUUUUCCUUGGAACUGCCCUGAAGGAUGAAGUUUUGAAGAUCAUGCCAGUUCAGAAACAAACACGAGCUGGUCAACGUCGCUUCAAGGCAUUUGUUGCUAUUGGUGAUUACAAUGGCCACAUUGGUCUUGGUGUCAAGUGCUCCAAGGAGGUAGCUACUGCCAUUCGUGGAGCUAUCAUUAUGGCUAAACUUUCAGUCGUUCCCGUUCGACGAGGAUAUUGGGGUAAUAAGAUUGGUAAACCCCACACCGUUCCUUGCAAAGUGACUGGCAAGUGCGGCUCCGUAUUGGUGCGAUUGAUUCCCGGUCCUCGAGGAACUGGCAUUGUCUCAGCCCCUGUACCGAAGAAGCUUUUGCAAAUGGCUGGUAUUGAGGAUUGUUACACUGCAGCCCGUGGCAGCACGGGAACGCUGGGCAAUUUUGCCAAGGCAACUUACGCUGCCAUUGCUAAAACGUACGCUUACUUGACUCCUGACUUGUGGACCGAAACGGUAUUCAACAACUCACCAUAUCAAGAACACAGCGACUUCUUGAUGAAGAACCAUCGCCCCGUUGGUACUCAACGCCAAGAAGCUAAAGCUUAUUAAAGACUUGUCACGUUUAGCGACAAAUCGUUAACACCGAAUACACGUGACGUGAAAUCGU